This is a messenger RNA of Mytilus californianus (California mussel), 1580 nucleotides long. RefSeq names its product neural cell adhesion molecule L1-like protein. Bases 32 to 1522 code for a protein of 496 amino acids. NCBI's taxonomy places the organism in Eukaryota, Metazoa, Mollusca, Bivalvia, Mytilida, Mytilidae. The transcript has 11 exons. The record is from RefSeq and is a predicted model, not a curated record.
UAUAAAACUUAAUAGCUUACAUCGUAUAAGUAUGACAUCAUUUCACAGUUGUUUGGCUAUUCUAUCACUUUUAUGUACUGGUGGUUGUCUUACAAUUACAGAUGCAAUUGAUGACCAGCCACCUAGUAUUAUCGAAGAGCCUACACCUUUUCAUUGUUCUGAGUCUACUUGUGAUGUUGGUGAUACAGUAACUAUUUACUUUAAAAGACAAGACACAAUAAAGAUACACUGUAAAGCUUCCGGACGACCUGAAGUGACAUAUAACUGGACUAAAGAUGGUGCAAACUUUGAUACAAGUUCAUUGAGAAUAUAUUUAGAGACAGAAGAAGGAACAGUAUUUAUUAAAAAUGCGACUCAAACCGAUCAAGGAGUUUAUCAAUGUUCAGCAACUAACGAUUAUGGUACAUCACUGAGCAAGAGGGCUAAUGUUAUAUUUGCCAACGAUAGGCACUUUAACCGAGUUAGUAACCCGAAAAGAUAUUCCUUGGACGAAUAUCGCCAAUUUUAUCUUAAAUGUAAUCUUCCUGACAUCAUGCCAAAGCACAAAGUGUCCUGGACCUACGAAAACAUUGGUGACUAUCUUACCAACGACAAUUUAUUCGAUCGACAGAAAGAAGUACAAUUGAGUGAAAGAGUUUCGAUGGAUUCUAAAGGGACACUUUAUUUUGCUAAUAUCAGGGAAAUAGAUGGCGGUAAAAUAUACAGAUGUAACACGUACAACUCUAUAUACCGGAAUGUUAAAACAGGAGACGACCACAUUAUCAAUGUAAAUACAAGAAUGAACCCUACUCAAAUUAAACCACAAUUUAUACAUAAUUCUGAGACUAAAGUCGUGGGAUUGAAAGGCGAACAGGCAACGUUCACAUGUAUACUCUAUGGAUACCCAACUCCGGAAAUGAUAUGGAAGAAAAAUGGUGUUGAAAUAGAUGACAGAUCAGGUGUUAUCUUGAAAUCAGGACACGAACUAAUUAUACGUGACCUUGAGUAUGAAGAUACAGGAGAGUAUUCUUGUAAAGGAUUAAAUAUUGUGGGAAGUACCAAUGCACAUAAAUUCCAACUUCUCGUGGAAGCAAGACCUUUUUGGUUGACGAAACCAGUAGAUGUUACAACCAACAUUGGAGAGGACGCAGAAUUUCCUUGUUUGGUGGACGGAAUUCCAACGCCAGUAGUAAAGUGGUUUAUCAACGGCAAACCUAUAGAUGAAAUACCAAACCCUAAGAGAAGUGUAAUGAAAGACCGUUUGGUAUUCAGAAGUGUUACAGCAAGCGAUACACAGGUGAUACAAUGUAAAGCAUCAAACAAACAUGGAUCCCUAAUGGCAGAUGUCUAUCUCAAUGUGUUAGAGAAUAAUUCUGGAAAUAAUGAAGAAGGGAUUCAGUUAACAUCUGAAGUAUUUAAUUGCUAUGCCCUAAACUGUGUAGUUGAUUUUGUUACAUGUUCCAAGGAUUCAACGGACAAUAUUGACAAAUGCAAAGACAUUUAUGGGUUGUGUGUGUCUUGGUGCUCAUCCAAAUCCAAGUAAUUAUUUGUCUUUAACAUUUUCAGUUGUAAAAUAUUAAAACUUGACUAGUUUUAUUUUA